Achroia grisella is the source of this 3269-nucleotide messenger RNA. RefSeq names its product probable ATP-dependent RNA helicase DDX23. Gene Ontology annotation, cellular component: catalytic step 2 spliceosome. Gene Ontology annotation, molecular function: RNA helicase activity; RNA binding; ATP binding. Gene Ontology annotation, biological process: mRNA splicing, via spliceosome. NCBI's taxonomy places the organism in Eukaryota, Metazoa, Arthropoda, Insecta, Lepidoptera, Pyralidae. The record is from RefSeq and is a predicted model, not a curated record. The coding region runs from base 167 to 2614 and encodes 815 amino acids. The transcript has a single exon.
UCAAUCAGGUAUGUCAUUCAAAAUUUGCAUUUUGCUUUACUGUCUUUAGUAUUUUUAAUUAUUAAUUCGUUUUACAACCAGUAAUCUGAGUAUUGGUUUUUCUCGAUAUUCUAUAAAUUAAUUUACUAAAACCCUGGCAACCAACUACUUGAUUUAUUAAACUAUAAUGGUACGUGACAGAAGCCCCGACCGCCGACGGUCACGUUCCAGAGAGAGACGAGAAAGGGAUCGAUAUGAUGAGCGCGAGGCUCAUCGCGAUAAAACCAAACGAAGGGAAAGGUCCAGGAGCCCAAGAAAAGAUCGAGACAGAUCAAGAAGCCCGACAAGAAAAGAAAGAGAGCGAUCUCGUAGUCCUGCAAGAAAAGAUCGCGGGAGAUCACCGAAAAAGCGUGAAGGAAAAGAUAGAAAAUACGAAGAAAAAGAGAAGAGUAAGAAUAAAAGAGAUGAUGAAAUCAAACAAGAUGACGAGGAAGUACAAGAGCCUAAGACAGAAGAACCUAAACCUACAAAACGCGAGCCGCUCUCUUUAGAAGAGUUAUUAGCUAAGAAAAAAGCUGAAGAGGAAGCUAGAAGCAAACCUGUAUUUCUAACCAAAGAACAAAGAGCUGCUUUAGCACUUGAACGACGUCGGGAACAAGUGGCGGCUAUAAGAGCAAAUGUUGACAAACCAUCUAUAACAACAAUAGAUUUGACAGGUCCUACGAAAAAAGAAGAAGAGAAAAAACACAAAGAAGAAAGAGAUAGAGAAAAGGAACGAGAAAGGAGGGAAGAGGAAAGGGAGAAAAGGGAAAGGGAAAGGAAAUAUGAUGAAAGAAAAUCAACUAGUGAUAGGCGUGAUGACAAAAAAGAAAAGAAUGAAGAAUUUUCUAAAACAAAAGACAAAGAAAGAGAGGAAGAAGCAAUCAAGGCUCGUUAUUUGGGAAUUGUAAAGAAGAAACGUCGAGUCAGGAGGUUGAAUGAUAGGAAAUUUGUAUUUGAUUGGGAUGCUUCAGAAGACACAUCAAAUGAUUACAAUACAUUGUACAAAGAAAGACAUCAAGUACAAUUUUUUGGUAGAGGACAUAUUGCUGGUAUUGAUAUCAAAUCCCAAAAGAAAGAUCAUAGCAAAUUUUAUGGAAAUCUAUUGGAAAAACGCAGAACAGAAUUAGAGAAGGAACAGGAAAAGUUACGUCUGAAGAAGGUGAAGAAAAAGGAAGAUAAGCAAAAAUGGGAUGACAGACAUUGGUCUGAAAAGGAUCAAGAUGAAAUGACUGAGAGAGAUUGGCGUAUUUUCAGAGAAGACUACAAUAUUACAAUCAAAGGUGGUAGAAUUCCUAACCCUAUCAGAUCAUGGAAGGAAGCAGGGUUCCAUAAUGAUGUAAUGGAAAUAAUAAAUAAGGUAGGCUACAAGAGUCCCACUCCAAUUCAACGACAGGCUAUUCCAAUAGGACUUCAGAAUAGAGACAUUAUUGGAGUAGCAGAAACUGGUUCUGGUAAAACUUUAGCUUUCCUUAUACCAUUAUUGACAUGGAUACAGUCUCUUCCAAAGACUGAACGUUUAGAAGAUGCUGAUCAAGGUCCAUAUGCUAUUAUAUUGGCCCCGACACGUGAAUUGGCACAACAAAUUGAAGAAGAAACCAAUAAAUUUGGACUUCCAUUAGGUAUUACAUCAGUUGUUGUUGUUGGUGGCUUGUCAAGGGAAGAGCAAGGGUUCAAGUUAAGAAUGGGUUGCGAAAUUGUCAUUGCCACACCGGGGCGUCUGAUAGAUGUAUUAGAAAACAGAUACUUGGUAUUGAAUAGAUGCACUUAUGUAGUCUUGGAUGAAGCUGAUCGUAUGAUUGACAUGGGUUUUGAACCUGAUGUACAGAAGAUUUUGGAAUACAUGCCAGUAACAAAUAUAAAACCGGACACAGAUGCAGCUGAGGAUGCGUCAGUUUUAUUAGCCAACUACAACACAAAGAAAAAGUACAGACAAACUGUGAUGUUUACUGCUACUAUGCCACCAGCAGUUGAACGUCUAGCAAGAAGCUAUUUGAGAAGACCAGCUAUUGUAUAUAUUGGUUCUGUUGGAAAACCAGUAGAUAGAACUGAACAAGUUGUCUACAUGAUUGGUGAGAAUGAAAAACGUAGAAAGUUGACUGAAAUUCUACAACGCGGUGUCGAACCUCCUAUUAUCAUUUUCGUCAAUCAGAAAAAAGGUGCAGAUGUUCUUGCAAAAGGAUUGGAAAAGCUUGGGUUUAAUGCUUGUACAUUGCAUGGUGGUAAAGGUCAAGAGCAGCGUGACUUUGCUUUGGCCAGUCUUAAAAAUGGUUCUAAAGAUAUACUUGUAGCUACAGAUGUCGCGGGUCGUGGUAUAGAUAUCAAAGACGUGAGCGUGGUCAUAAAUUACGACAUGGCGAAGACUAUAGAAGACUACACGCAUCGUAUUGGUCGUACAGGGCGUGCUGGCAAAACUGGUAAAGCAGUCUCUUUUGUUACUAAAGAAGAUUCUGCACUAUUUUAUGAUCUUAAACAGGUUCUGCUUUCAAGUUCUGUAUCUACAUGUCCACCUGAACUAAUGAAUCACCCAGAAGCACAGCAUAAACCUGGUACAGUGGUCACUAAAAAGAGACGGGAAGAAAUGAUAUUUGCUUAAAAUACCAUUAAUAUAUUUACAAUAAGUGAACUCUUUUUUUGUUGAUACAUUUAUUUUACGUAAGAAAUUAUACUAACUUACUAAGUAUAUAAUUCAUAGACUGACAACAUGAUAGAAAUCAGAAAGUUACAGUAUUGUUAAAAAUUCUGAUAAAACUGUAUAUUUUUUUACUAUGCUUAUGUAUGGUUAUAUAUCUGGUAAAAUACCUGAAUAUUUUUGGAGUUAUAGGUAUUGUGUCAUGCAAGUAAAUUACCUAUACAAAUUCUAGUGAUUAAGCGAUUUACGUACGUAUAAAGAUAACGUGUGCUACAAGCUCAUGCACUAUACAUUACAGCCUUUCAAUAUUGUACCUGAUUUGAGAGGUAAACUUAUAUGGAAUGAAAUGAGAAAUACGGCUCUACUCCCAGAACCCUGAAUCGAAAACUUUAAAACCCAUGUUAUAAAUGUCAUUUGAAUUGUACAAUGUAGUACUUUUUAGGGUCAAUGCAUAUUUUAUAAGCUUGUACGUAUUAAGUAGUAGUACUAUCACGUUAUAUUGUUAAUAUAAAAUAUGUGAUCCAAUUUAAUGUAAAAUAAAUCUCAAUUAUAUAAAUAUGCAUUUUAUUUUAUUACAUUGUCAUAGAUAAAUUUACACUGAAGUCAACUAUCAGGCAAU